This is a messenger RNA of Hypomesus transpacificus, 2338 nucleotides long. RefSeq names its product myotubularin related protein 8 (gene mtmr8). The record is from RefSeq and is a predicted model, not a curated record. Gene Ontology annotation, cellular component: nuclear envelope. The coding region runs from base 140 to 2017 and encodes 625 amino acids. Gene Ontology annotation, biological process: dephosphorylation; negative regulation of autophagy. NCBI's taxonomy places the organism in Eukaryota, Metazoa, Chordata, Actinopteri, Osmeriformes, Osmeridae. The transcript is spliced from 14 exons. Gene Ontology annotation, molecular function: phosphatidylinositol-3,5-bisphosphate phosphatase activity.
AACUCGGUAAGUAGGAAGGAAGACAAAAUUGCCCAAUGUGCAUAUUCGUUUCCUAGGGAAAUGGCAACAGAAAGUGGUGUAAAAAGUUGCCGUUUGAACCGAUGAUUCUUCUGUCUCAGAAAGUAGACAGUAUCUAACGAUGGAAUAUAUUUUCACACCAAAAGUGGAACAAGUGAAACUGUUGGACAGGCACGCUGCCAAGAAGCCACUUGUGGGAACACUGUACCUGACAGCAACUCAUCUUAUCUUUGUUGACACAUCUUCCAACACUCGCAAAGAAACAUGGAACAUUCACCAUGUCAUAGCAACUGUAGAGAAACUCCAUCUUACUGCGACAGGGUGUCCCCUUCUCAUUCACUGCAAAAACUUCCUCGUUCUUCACUUUCUGAUUCCCAGCGAGCAGGAUUGCCAGAAUGUUUAUCAGUCCCUGGUCAGACUUGCCCAACCAGAGAAAUUAGAAGAGCUCUACGCUUUUCUUUACAAUCCAAAACAACAGGAAGAGGAAAGAGCCAGUGGCUGGAGUCAAAUAAACAUGGCCAUGGAUUACAAGAGAAUGGGAUUACCCAAUGAGUUUUGGGAAGUGACUGAUCUCAAUAAAAACUAUGAGAUUUGCAGCACGUAUCCUUCAGAACUUGGAAUUCCUAAAUCUGCCAGUAAAGAUGUUGUCGUAGGAAGCGCUAAAUUCAGAAGCAGAGGACGUAUCCCUACUCUGUCCUAUUUCCACAAGGACACCAACGCUGCUGUUUGCCGUUGCAGUCAGCCUCUGUCUGGAUACAACACACGAAGUUUGGAAGACGAACAGAUGCUUCAAGCUAUUAGCAGGGCCAAUCCCAACUCUACCUUCAUGUAUGUAGUGGAUACCAGGCCCAAGUUGAAUGCCAUGGCCAACAGAGCUGCUGGAAAAGGCUAUGAAAAUGAAGAUAAUUACUCCAACAUCCGUUUCCAGUUUGUGGGUAUUGAAAACAUCCAUGUGAUGAGAAAUAGUUUGCAGAAGCUUGUGGAAGUGUGCACCAUGAAGACUCCUACUAUGAGUGACUACUUGACAGGCCUGGAGAACUCUGGAUGGCUGCGACACAUCAAGGCUGUAAUGGAUGCUGGAGUGUUUCUGGCGAAGGCUGUGUCUGAGGAGAAGGCUAGUGUUCUGGUUCACUGCUCUGACGGCUGGGACCGCACUGCCCAGGUCUGCUCGCUGGCUAGCAUCCUCCUAGACCCUUACUACAGGACAAUCAAGGGACUCAUGGUCCUGAUCGAAAAGGAAUGGAUAUCCAUGGGUCAUAAAUUCACACAAAGGUGUGGACACGUGGAAGGAGAUCCCAAGGAGGUGUCUCCUGUAUUCACACAGUUUAUUGAAUGCCUCUGGCACCUGAUGGAGCAGUUUCCUUGUUCCUUUGAGUACAACGAGAAAUACCUUCUUGAAAUCCACAACAACGUGUACACGUGCCAGUUUGGGAACUUCAUAGGUAACUGCCAGAGAGAACGAAAGGAGAUAAGACUACAGGAGAGGACCUUCUCUGUUUGGCCUUUCCUUCUGGAUAACAGUCAGCAGUUCCGGAACCCUCUGCACAAAUUCUCCUUAAGCAGAGAUGUUCUGAAGCCAAACACUCUGCCGCUGAAUUUCAAGUUCUGGUGUUCCAUGUAUAAUCAUUUUGAUAAGGGCAUGCAACCAAAGCAAUCUAUACUGAACCACCUGCUGUACAUCACUCAGAAGAAGGUCGAAGAGGAGAAGAAAAUGACUGAUCUCCAGAGACAGUUGGCAGUCAUUGAUGGGGUUUUGCCAGAUCAGAACAGAAAGAUCCUGUGCCCAGCGUCACCAGAAGAAGAGAGUCUUCCAUCUCCAGAACCCACUAGCAACACAACCACACAGAUGGAACCAGCGAUGAAUGGUGCUGAAGAGGCUGAACUGCAGUUACAGACUGCUAGAGCUGAGGGACACAAAGGGAUCGUCCGUGAUACGGAUGCCAAGGAUGGAAGUGAUGUGAUGGAAAAUCCAGAUGGAGAAUCCAAGGAGAUGUCAUAGGUUUUUUCUUUUUAUUCAAUUGAAAAUUAUUCAUACUGACCUCCACUCUGCACUGAUUGUAUCAAAUUAUUGCAUUUUUUUUAUCACCGGGCCACUUUUUUCUGAACAAAGGCUUGGAAUCCUGUGAAUCAGCAAAAACAAAGGGACGAAUAUAGGAUAUGAAAACAAGGGAAGAAUGCAUAGGGAAAUUAUACUGCUUUAGUUGACCAACCCCCUUGAUCUGAGAGUGCUUGAAUACCAGUGUCCAAAACAGGGUGAAACUGUCAACUCAGCAAAUGAUGACUUAAAUGUUGUAUUCCUUAAAAAAAAAAAGUUUUAUUA